CUAAAGUGGGAUGUAGACGAGGCCUCCUUAGUCGAAAAAUACGUGGCCUUCCAGCGCAACGCAAAGCUACCCGAUUUAGUUGAACACAAGCAUGUUGAGCUUUUCGACAGAGAAUCAGAUCUCCGCUCGAUUGGAGAGCUCCAGACACAGGACUCCCAAAAACAUACCGACCGCGCUUCCAAAGGUGAACAUUCUACCUCAGAAAAUGCUGGAAGAGCUAACAUCUCUUUGGAGGCCAAUGCAAGCAACGAGCCAAUCUGUACUUACCUGUCAAGCGCCGGAAGUACAGAGACGUUUUCUGCGAAGGAACGCGUCCCUUCUGCUGAAUGGACUAUCAGCGACAUAGACCCUUUCCAUGCACCGGUUAGAUACAUGCACCAACCGACCCUUGAGAAAGCAGAAAUCUUGGACAACUGGACUUGGGAACUGAUUAAACGUGCAAUGAAUAACCUACCCGACGAAUCUUUAAUCACACCGAACCCCGACCCUAUUUCGGAUUCACAACCGAGUGGAAGGGUCAAUCCUAACGGCCUAUUCAUCCGCACUCCGAUCAAGAUGAGCUCUUCCCAGGCCGUCUAUAGCAAGCCAGAACCUAUGGACCGUGUUACUCUUCUUCGUCCCACCUGCGUCCGUCUGCAGUCUCCUCAUCUAGUUGGCGGACGAAUUGCUGCUCAAAUUAGCACAGUCUCCGCGACGCAGCUUGCAGAUAAGACUAACGGAAACUUCGGAAGCUAUUCUGAAUUGGCCAAACAACGCCUCCAGUCCAACAACGUUGGCCUCGUAGGGCUACGACAAGUCAGUGGUGUGCAGUCGAGUAUGGAAGGCGUCACCCGACUAGAGUUCCCUCUUUCUGACCGAUCUAUUAGCUUUUCUCUUUAUGCUGGACAGCCGGUAGUAGUACGAGCAUCGAACCCAACGGGACAACUGCUGUGCGUUACCGAUGUGUUUUCGCAUGACAUCAACACCGAUGCUUCGCUUUCGUACAACCAUGGUUUGUUUGAAAGCUUUAUUGUGAAAAGAACAAAGAUGAACGAGGAAGAGACUUUGUGC
Molecule: messenger RNA, 1050 nt
Organism: Opisthorchis viverrini
Lineage: Eukaryota; Metazoa; Platyhelminthes; Trematoda; Opisthorchiida; Opisthorchiidae
Exons: 6
Source: RefSeq, a predicted model, not a curated record